AAAAUCAACAUGGUUUUUGAAAAAUCGACUCUUUACUAGGGAGUCUAGGCACACGAAAUCAGUGUUCCAAAAGUUGAUUCACACUUUUACUAAGCGACCGUAAAAAAUACAGCAUGUAAACGCCUUUACAUAAACGAUACAAUUUCUGGAAAUGUCGACAUCCAACCCUUUUCCUUAUUCCGCAUCAUGGCGCCCAAGCUAUCUGACAACUCUAAGCCGACGCCCAGUUUCAAGCAAUCCGACAGUUUCAAGCAGAACCGAUUCUGCUGGACUGUGUUCGGUCUGUGGCCCGGAAAAAUACCCGAAAAGUAUUAUAAAGUCUUUUCUUUCAUCUAUCUUAUCAUCAGUUACGUUGCCUACAAUGCGCUCUUGACUUUAAAUCUUUAUCACACCCCGCGAAGAAUCGAAACGCUCAUACGAGAAAUCAUUUUCACGUUCAACGAAACCGUAGUGGCCUGUAAAUUAUCUAUGAUACUUUACAAAAGAAAAAAAAUCGCCGCCAUUUUUGAAAUGCUUGACUGCGAAGAAUUCAAGGGAAACGACGAAGUUGGUAGAGAGAUUGUUGCGAAACACAACGGCUAUUACAAGAAAUACUUAUUAUUUAACACUGUGCUGUCUAAUUUCACUUAUUUUUCUCAAGUUCUUUUUCCCGUUUUUGGGUUUUGGAUUUUUGGGAACGCGCUGGAUUUGCCUAUUUGCAAAUAUUAUUUUCUCUCGGACCAAACGAGGAAUGAUUAUUUUACUUCAUUAUUUCUUUACCAAUCGUUCUUCAUGUAUGGUCACAUGAUGUAUAAUGUCAAUAUUGAUACUUUGAUCGCGGGUUUUAUGGUGUUAGCCAUAGGUCAAGUGAAGGUGCUCUGUCACGAUUUGGAGAAUUUGAAAAUGGAAAAAUCUAUUGGCGACCAAUCAACAACAGACCUUAAACAACAAUACAAACUCCGUAAGGUUUUGAACCACUAUGAAUUGCUUUUAGAGUACUGCGACAAGUUCCAAGACGUGAUCGGCGGAACGAUGUUCGUUCAGUAUGGGAUCGGGUCCGGCAUCAUUUGCGUCGUCAUGUGCGGUUUACUUCUGCCUUCAUCACUGGAGACACAAAUGUUCAUGGUUGGCUACUUUAUGGUGAUGAACCUGCAGAUCUUCGUCCCAGCCUGGCUUGGAACCCAGCUUACCUACAAGAGCGAAGAGUUGACAACGGCAGCGUACAAAAGCGAAUGGCUGCCGUGCUCCAAACGGUGCAAGAGCAGCAUCAAGCUUUUGAUGGAGAGAGCAAAGAGCCCUGUCAUCAUCACCGGCCUGAAGAUAUUUCCUCUGUCACUAGCUACUUACAUACAGAUAAUGAAAACAGCCUACUCCUGCUUCGCAUUGCUUCGAAUCAUCCAAGACCGCCAAGAACAAGCUGCCCCAUAAUGCCUUUAUCAUCAUCAUAAUCAUCAUUUUAACCUCCAUUCGCCCACUGCUCUCGAUCAUAGGCCUCUAUUCGUGUACGCCACUUAUCCCGGGCCUGGGCUAGUCACAUCCAGAAGUGUCCCGCGAUUAUUCGAAUGUAAAUCUACGGAACAUCGCGCCACACCACAACAUCAGACCUCCGGAGAGGUGAGCUCGGGGCUCACACCCGUAGCAGAGCAAGCACAACUCGCCUCGGAUACAGCCUGAAGCUGCACACGCCAGCUAAGCUACCGGUCGCCUGCACCGCGGCCCCGAAGCCUGGCCCCGCUCAAACGGUAUCAGCAGGCUAGGGAUCGAGGGGUUGAAUAACGAUCGGUAGCGAAGAGCUGGCCUACACCAUCAGCACACACCGUCCUCCAAACGACGGCCAAUUGACCUC
Cydia pomonella (codling moth) is the source of this 1825-nucleotide messenger RNA. Its product is annotated as odorant receptor 43b-like. NCBI's taxonomy places the organism in Eukaryota, Metazoa, Arthropoda, Insecta, Lepidoptera, Tortricidae. The transcript has 5 exons. Gene Ontology annotation, biological process: sensory perception of smell; detection of chemical stimulus involved in sensory perception of smell. Gene Ontology annotation, molecular function: odorant binding; olfactory receptor activity. The record is from RefSeq and is a predicted model, not a curated record. Gene Ontology annotation, cellular component: plasma membrane. The coding region runs from base 187 to 1407 and encodes 406 amino acids.